Molecule: messenger RNA, 1756 nt
Organism: Desarmillaria tabescens
Lineage: Eukaryota; Fungi; Basidiomycota; Agaricomycetes; Agaricales; Physalacriaceae
Product: peptidase M14
Exons: 11
Coding region: 51-1376 (441 amino acids)
Biological process (GO): proteolysis
Molecular function (GO): metallocarboxypeptidase activity; zinc ion binding
Source: RefSeq, a predicted model, not a curated record
CUUCCUACCACCACCUUCGAUUCUACUGCAGCCGCCGAUAAGGCUCCUUCAUGGCGUCGAAGUUACUUGAAUAUGCAUCUAUUUGCCUAGUUUUGACGCUCAACGCCUUUGCGAACGACCAGUUGCCUUUGAACGCGUCGCCUGUGCUAGGUACCCUGCACAGAUUUUUACGAAAUGAGAGUAUAGUAUUCAAUGAGUUGCAAAAAUUCGACGUCGAUAUCUGGCAAGUGACGCCCGAGCUCGUCGACAUAUACAUGCCUCUUUCAGGACCAGGCCUACCGGAAGUUCUUCGCGCCAUUCCAAGUUCCUCUACGCCCGUUCACAAUCAAGAUAUUCCAUACUAUUUGCGCCAAGUCGAACCAUGGAACCUUGCUUCCCUUGAAAAUACAACGUUCCACAACGAGUACCAUCCACUUUACGAAAUUGACGACUUUGUCUACCAAUUGGCAGAGCAACACCCUUCAAUAGUGAGCAUCGUCCACUUAGGCCAUUCAGGUCAGGGGAGGGAGAUGCGGGGCCUGAAAAUAUCUAAUGGGCCGACGGAGGUAAAAAAGACAGAUUACGGAAAGGGUGUCGAUCCGUCGCAGAAGCUUGGGUUCGUCAUUACAGGCGCUCAGCAUGCUAGGGAGUGGGUCGCUACAGCAGCGGCCCUGUACAUUUCUCAUGCCCUGGUCGUCAAUUCAUCCGAAAAAUACUCCUUGUCAUCGCUUCUGGAUACUUAUGAUUUUUACAUUGUCCCGACUCCUAAUCCUGAUGGAUACGACUUCACCUGGGAGAGCGACCGCUUCUGGUAUAAAAACCGCCAGAUCAUGGGUCCUAAUGAAAAAUGUAUCGGAUUGGAUAUGAACAGGAAUUGGGGAUACAAGUGGAAGUCCAAUGCAAAGUACUUUAAGAAACCUACAACACCCGUUGACCCCUGCUCGCAUUGGUUCCCCGGCCAUCGACCGUUCGAAGCCCCAGAAGUGAACAACCUCGCCAAUUUUAUCACGACGCUCCCUAACCUGCUCGCGUUUAUCGACUUGCGAAGCUAUGGCCAAAUGAUCUCCUCUCCGUACUCAUACUCGUGCAAACGAGUGCCAAAGGACGCCGAGGAUCAAAUCGAAGCUGCAACUGGGGCAGCGCGCGCGUUACAACUCACUCAUGGAACAGUAUUCACAAUUGCGUCCCUCUGCGAGUCCCUGUACCGCGCCCCCGGGAAUAUCGUCGACUGGAUGUACGCCCGUGCAGGGAUCAAGUACUCUUAUGCCGUUCACCUGCGUGACACAGGAACGUAUGGAUUUUCACUACCGCCAGAAUGGAUCCGGCCCGUCGGUGAGGAAACAGGAAAGAUGGUCAAGUACCUUGCGGAAUUUAUUGCAAAACAAUUGAAAAGAUGAAACAAUGGGAUUUUUUAUGUGAUAGAUGUAUUUUCGUUUUGUGGCUUAUGUGAAGUUGUAUUACUAUCUCUUUUCUUUUCAGUUCAAUGAUGAAUCACGACUGUGAACUCACGGUGUGGAACCUAGACUGCUUUCUUCGGAGGUUGGCUAUUUUUGGCGGGACACGGGUGUUUGACCGUCCUAGUGAAAUACACUGGGGUUUUCGAGCUGUGACGGAGUUACUGGUCCCCCUCUUAUUUCCUUCCAUUGGGCUACCGUGUUGAUGCUAUGUGAAUUUAGCGGCGAACCUGCCGACAUUCAUAUUGAUGGGCUCAUGCGGCGGGCCUUUAAAAGUGGAAGGACCUGACAAUCAACAUGAGAUGAUAACCGAUGGUAUUGAU